AUGGAUUCGCACCAGGCCCGGUCUCGGGGCCAGGUGGUAUCCAUGGAGGCCCCCGAGGCACAGCUGCCGAGCUCAGAAGCACCGAGCCCUGCACUACUUGGAGAUCCCCCGCCCGCCGCGGAGCCGCCCGCCGCGGAGGUCCCCUUCGUGGAGAGUGACCCUUCGGAGGCCUCGAGCCCAGACUCCCAGCUGGACACAGAUUUGUCCUCGAAGGCCGAGAUCGCUGUCCCGGAGCAGGAGGAGGCGCCCUGCCGCCGGCCCCGCGCGCGCUCCUUCUCCCUGCCCGAGGACCCCAUCCUGCAGGCGGCUAAGUUUCUGCAGCAGCAGCGCCUGCGGCCGGACGCUGGGGGCGAAGAGCGAGCGGACGGCGCGCUGCACGGCCCGGACCUCUGCUGUUCCAAGUGCAAGAAGCGGGUGCAGUUCGCCGAUUCGCUGGGGCUGAGCCUGGCCAGCGUGAAGCACUUCAGCGACUCCGAGGAGCCGCAGGUGCCGCCCGCCGUGCUCUCGCGCCUCCGCAGCUUCCCGGUGCGCUCCAAGGACCUGGAGCAGCUCGGGGGGCUGCUGGCGGCGGCCAAGGCGCCCGCCCCGCUCCGGGCGCUGCCACGGCUCCGACCCCUCUUCCAGCUCCCCGGGCCCAGCGCCGCAGCUGAGCGCCUGCGGCGGCAGCGCGUGUGCCUGGAGCGCGUGCAGUGCUCGGCUUCUGUGGGCACGGAGGUGACGGGCGCUGGUCGGGUGAUCAGUUGUCCGGGACCCAGGACAGUGACCGUGCGCUACACUUUCACCGAGUGGCGUUCCUUCCUGGAUGUGCCCGCCGAGCUGCAGCCGGAGGCGAAGCAGACACGGCCACCAGAGGCGCCAUCGGGGGUCUCUAGAUCCGAGUCUGGGGACGUGGAGGAAGAGGCGGCUUUCGAGCGCUUCCACUUCUCACUCAGCCUGCCUCCCGGUCUGCAGCCCAAGGAAGGGGAGGACGUGGACGUGCGCGGCGUCGCUGUUCAUUUCGCUGUCUGUUACCGAUGUCAGCAGGGAGAGUACUGGGACAACAACGCCGGGGCGAACUACACGCUGUCCUAUGCGCGCUCCCCGGACUGGCUUUGAAGGCCAGCUGGGGGUCGCUUCAGGGAUGGCGGCCAAGGGGGGUGAGCAGCCCUAGGAUGAUCAGGCGAGAGUUGGAACGACUUGUUGGGAAACUUCGCUGUGCCAACGGAUGUGGAGUGAGUGGACCUUGG
Molecule: messenger RNA, 1226 nt
Organism: Dipodomys ordii (Ord's kangaroo rat)
Lineage: Eukaryota; Metazoa; Chordata; Mammalia; Rodentia; Heteromyidae
Gene: Ppp1r3g
Product: protein phosphatase 1, regulatory subunit 3G
Exons: 1
Coding region: 1-1095 (364 amino acids)
Biological process (GO): regulation of glycogen biosynthetic process
Cellular component (GO): protein phosphatase type 1 complex
Molecular function (GO): protein phosphatase 1 binding; glycogen binding
Source: RefSeq, a predicted model, not a curated record